AUGGGUGGAUCCCAAUACUACCAAGACACGGUAUCUUCCAUCAAAGCGUACCAGCGCCGAGCCGAAGCAAAGAAGAAUUGGACCGAACCGACCGACAUCCCAAACACGGUGAUCUUCUUCGCCGAAGAGGAAAUGGCAGGGAUAGAUAGACCACACACCGAUCCACUAGUGAUCGAAAUGACGAUCAGAGACCACGACGUGGCGAGUGUACUCAUCGAUACCGGGAGCUCGGUAGAUGUUAUCUUCAGGGAGACACUCAGACGGAUGGGAAUCGAUCUCUCCGAGGUGACGACAGUCCCUAAACCUCUAACCGAGUUUUCAGGAGAAACAACAAUGACUAUGGGCACUAGACUCCCAAUCGCGGAGAGCCGCGAAACACGCACCGACCCGGAAUGUGAUGCGGUGGACUCGGUGUGCAUAGACGAAGCGCAUCCAGAGAGGCAUGUCGAGAUCGAAACUAAGCUAGAAGAACCUUUGAAAAAGGAACUCAUUUCCUUCCUUAAUGGUAAUAUCAACACUUUUGCCUGGAGAGCGGAGGAUAUACCAGGCAUAAGCAUCGACGUGACCUGUCACGAGCUGAACGUGGACCCAACCUUCAAACCAAUCAAGCAAAAAAGGAGGAAGCUCGGACCCGAACGAGCUAAAGCAGUUAACGACGAUGUGGAAAGAUUGCUCAAAGUAGGAUCAAUCGCCGAGGCAAAGUACCCGGACUGGCUCGCUAAUCCAGUGGUCGUGAAGAAGAAGAACGGUAAGUGGCGAGUCUGUGUAGAUUUCACUGAUCUCAACAAGGCGUGCCCAAAAGACAGUUUCCCUUUAUCGCACAUCGAUCGGCUCGUCGAAGCCACUGCAGGGAACAAGUUGUUGACAUUCAUGGAUGCGUUUUCAGGUUACAACUAA
Molecule: messenger RNA, 897 nt
Organism: Eutrema salsugineum
Lineage: Eukaryota; Viridiplantae; Streptophyta; Magnoliopsida; Brassicales; Brassicaceae
Exons: 2
Coding region: 1-897 (298 amino acids)
Source: RefSeq, a predicted model, not a curated record